AUGGCUGCUCCCGCGGGAAUAGACAUGAACGAGCUUGACUCCAAUCCGCGCUAUCUGAUCCGGCAGCCGCGCGCUCUGCAAUGGUUCGAGGACGGGCGACUGGUCAAGCGGCACGAGUCCGAGCGACAGGCAGGACGCUUCGAAUUGUUCCUUGACUUGCUUUAUGUGGCCAUUCUGUCGAACUUUGCCGAUACCUUUGUCGAGGAUAUUACCGGCGCCAAUCUUGUCAAGUAUAUUCUCAUCCUCGCCCCAUCGUGGCACGUCUGGAGCGACAUCCGCGAAUUGAUGAACUCCUUCUACAACGACGACCUCAUCCAGCGCAUCCUGAUCCUCUGGCUCAUGGCCCUCCUCGUAGUCUACGGCAACAAUGCGCCGCUUGUUAGCGAGGACAUUGGCGCCAUGCGCUCCGCUGUAGGCUCCUACAUGGUCGCGCGCCUCUCCUGCACAAUCGCCCAUUUCUACUACUCCUUCGCAAGCUACCACCACCGACCGCAGCAGCGGCUCUGGGUCGUUCUGUCCCUGGUGUCUCUCGCUAUCUUCAUCCCGCUGUAUUUCGAGUCUGUCUCCAUCCGCGGGAAGAUCGCCACCGCGGCGGUCGCUGUGGUCUUCGAGGAGCUGUCGUGGAUCUUCUGCUUUUCGCCUGCAGCGAAGAAGAUGCUGCGCGUCAAGUAUUCGACAGCAGUCGAUAUUCCGCAUGAAGUGGAUCGGUAUGCAGCAUUCUAUAUUAUUGCGCUGGGUGAAUUCUUAUACCUGAUUGUUGUGGGGUCGCAUGCGGCGGUAGGCUUGAAUGAGAGGCUGCUGCGGGCUGUUUGGACGCUUAUUAUUGCAUUUUGUCUGAAUUGGCUGUAUGUUCAUGCCGACGGGUCGGUUGUUUCAACUCAUCCAUUGCGGCAUAGUGUUUUUACUGCAUUCUCUUGGUCGUUGAUCCAUCUCCCUUUGAUUGCUAGUCUGCUCGCCGGUGGACAUGUUGCUGCGGUUUCCGUCGAGGAAGAGGGGUUCGAAGAUGCGCAGCGAUGGCUUCUCUGUGAGGGUCUUGGGGUAGGAAUGCUCUGCUUGUGGGUUUUUGCCGUGCUCCAUGGAUCGCAGGAUGAGCCUGGAACGCUCGCGUUAGAUAAGCACCUUCGAAUGAUCAUGCGUCCUAUCACUGCUGUCAUCGUUAUCUUGAUUCCCCUGGCUCGCCACCUCGGGGCUACGUCCGUGCUCUCUAUCAUCAUGGCUCUGUUCGUCCUCUGUGUGGUCUGGGAAAGCAUCACGUCCUUGCGGUGCGGGGCUCAUAUUUGGGAGAGAUGGUCGGAGACAGAUUACCCCGAGCGGCGUCGCGGAGAUGAUACCUUCAAGAAUGGCCCCGGACGCGAACUACCCUCGCAGGAGCCGUCGCAGAAGGAGCCAUCGCCCUGA
Penicillium chermesinum is the source of this 1398-nucleotide messenger RNA. RefSeq lists its product as uncharacterized. The record is from RefSeq and is a predicted model, not a curated record. The transcript has 4 exons. Bases 1 to 1398 code for a protein of 465 amino acids. NCBI's taxonomy places the organism in Eukaryota, Fungi, Ascomycota, Eurotiomycetes, Eurotiales, Aspergillaceae.